Metarhizium brunneum ARSEF 3297 is the source of this 1668-nucleotide messenger RNA. RefSeq lists its product as uncharacterized. The record is from RefSeq and is a predicted model, not a curated record. NCBI's taxonomy places the organism in Eukaryota, Fungi, Ascomycota, Sordariomycetes, Hypocreales, Clavicipitaceae.
AUGGCCUUUCAGCAACCGACUCGCCAACCUGUGCAGCGGGCAGCUCGCCCGGCAGCUGUCCAAGACCAGAGUCCUGCCGUUGUACCGUCGACAUCUGAACAAGGACUAGAUGAGUCACAGGCAUGGGUGCUGUUCUCACCCCCUACUGAAGUCACAACUUCAUCAUAUCUCACAGAGUCAGAACACUCUGUAGAGACGCCUGGACGAUCACGGCUGAGUGAUGUUGGAAGCUUGCAUACCGUGGCGAGAUCUGAAGGUCCAUCUCACGCUAGACAAUCGACUUCCGUUUUGUCAGCUGUUGAUGACGACGACGACGCUGAGCUCGAUAGCCUAGACAGUCACCUCCCCGAAUUUCGCUCCGUACCUGGUCUGAAUACUCUGUCACCACGAGGUAGCCACAAUGCUACUCCAGUCUUUCCCUCUCAUGAUGGUCUAGGCUCGUUCCGCUUUGAUCGGCCUGUCCUGGGUGCUGAUGCACAGGACCAGAUAUAUCAGUUCGAGAGGUUCAAUCCUCGCAAGUUUCGCCGGAGACUGGACAGCUUUGACAAUACCCAUAUUGAUCUGGACGAGGUUCAGACCCAAGAAGAGGAUAAAAGACAGCGAAUCGAGGCAUGGCGCCUGGAGCAUAGCCGGGUCUUACUUAACGAAGUUCAACGAGAAACGAGACGACAACGCAAGUCAUUGGCAUCUAUGCACCGUUCACGGCGCAAUACGGAUGCUGAAACAGAUAAUCUAACAUGGCAUGAUGAAGAGGCAUUCCAGCCCCACACGGAGCAAGAGGGCUUUUUAGCGCGCAUAACACGUACGGUAGUCAAAGAUAUCCUAGGCAUCGACGACACUAUGCUGUCGAUUCUCUUAGGUGAGGAACUGCCUGACGAGGAGGCACUUUCAUCUACUCCGCGAGCCUCCCAACCGAGUAAUCGUCCAAUUUUGACUACCUCGGACGAGCCCUCAUGGCAAAUCCGAAUUCUGGAAAGGCUAUCUAGGGAGCUUGGUCUGCUUGUUAACCAACUAUCACCACAUCCUGGCGCAUUUUCUACCUAUUCUAGGAUGCAGCACUUACCUCUUCCGUAUGCUGGUCUCCCAGUCAUUCCAGAAUCUAGCGAUGUUGGCAUCACUGGUCCAGUAACAGAACUCGAGAGACGCAGCCAGCCAUCUGUUCCAGAAUUCCAGCCUACUAUGCACCAACAUUCGCAACCAAUUGGAAUCCCAGGUCGGAGGCAGAAGAGUGAUGGCUCUGGAAAUGAUAUUGACAUGACUGACACCGAUUUUACCAAAGAGGAGUGGGAGAAGAGUCUGGAUAUCAAGCUGGUAUUCCGCUACCUUGUUUCACGUUUUGCGUCUCGCUCUGGCAACUCCCCUACUGUUGGCACGUCACAUCACGGUACACCGACUCAACAGGACACCGCAGCCAAGGUGGCCCGCGUUCGUCAACACCAUCCUCUCAUCGCUCGAACGCGGCAGGUAGAGCGUCGGUCGUUCAAGGCCGUAGCACCCAACAGCCCAGUGGUCUUGCGCCACCACAGCAGCUGCGCCAGCCAAAGUACUAGGCGGUCGGCUCGGAGAAGUAGCUGUUCAUCAAGGCACUAUUGGGAUAUCGGUGGCUCUCUCGGCACUGGGUCGGUCAUUGCCUCCAACGGCCCAAUGGGAAGCUGGGGUGAAGUGUAG